CGUUCACAUCGAUGUCUCAAGACACUUACACUUUUGAAAAGUUAGGAGUUUGUAAAAUACUUUGUGAGGAAUGCAAAAAUGUAAACUAUCAAACUCCAAGUAAAAUUCAGAUACAAGCUAUUCCUUAUGCCCUCAGAGGAAGGGAUAUUAUAGGAAUAGCAGAGACUGGGUCAGGAAAGACAGCCGCUUUUGUCAUUCCCAUAUUACAGUCGUUGUUGGAUCAUAAUAAGCCUUAUUUUGCACUCGUUAUAUCGCCUACUAGAGAACUAGCAUUUCAAAUCAAGGAACACUUUGAAUUGUUGGGUCGCAGUAUUGCUCUACGAGUAGUUGUUAUCGUGGGUGGAGUAGAUAUUGUAUCUCAAGCAGCUGCCUUUGCUAGAAAGCCCCAUGUGAUAGUAGCAACGCCUGGUAGGCUGGUUGAUCACUUGGAAAAUACCAAAGGCUUUAGUUUGCAGUCCAUCCGUUUUUUAGUAUUAGAUGAAGCAGAUCGACUGCUUUCGAUGGAUUUUGAAAAAGAGUUGGAGAAAAUUAUUGCUGCGCUUCCGAAAGAAAGGCAGUCUUUCUUAUUUUCAGCAACUAUGACUCGGAAAGUGCAGAAACUUCAGCGCGUCUCGUUGACGAAUCCUGUGAAAUUACAAGUAUCAGAGAAAUAUGCUACUGUGGAAACUUUGAUACAAAACUACUUAUUCAUUCCAGCCAAAUAUAAGGAUUGUUUUCUGGUUUUUCUUUGUCAAGAAUGGAGUGGUCAUCCGACUAUUAUCUUUGUGGAUACACAAAAUAGUACCCUUCGACUGUCUCUAUUAUUGAAGAACUUGGGAUUCGGUGCAACAGCUAUUCACGGAGGAAUGCUUCAAACCAAGCGGUUGGAAGCUCUUUCCAAGUUCAAACAAGGUAAAAAGACGGUUCUUAUUGCUACAGAUUUGGCUUCAAGAGGGUUGGACAUUCCUUCUGUGGACUUGAUUGUCAAUUAUGAUAUUCCUCUUCACGUGAAAGCUUAUAUUCAUCGAGUGGGUAGAACAUCUAGAGCUGGUAGAACAGGACGUGCUAUUAAUUUGGUUACUCAAUACGAUAUCGAAGCCUAUCAGAAAGUGGAACAAUAUAUUCAGAAGAAAUUGGAUGCAUAUCCAUGUGAUGAAGAUAGAGUAUUUCAUCUUUUAGAAAGCAGCUCGUAUAACUGCCCAACAGAUGAAAGAAUGGAAUCAGAAGAAGAAAAACUCGAGACAUGAAAUAGCUACGAAUGAUUCCUUGCUUGAAUUAGAUGACGAAGACGGGGAACAAGGCGAGUCUUUAGGGUCCGAAAUGAUAGUCUACCAGAAGAACGGUAAGAAA
This is a messenger RNA of Galdieria sulphuraria, 1329 nucleotides long. Its product is annotated as ATP-dependent RNA helicase. Bases 12 to 1226 code for a protein of 404 amino acids. The record is from RefSeq and is a predicted model, not a curated record. Gene Ontology annotation, molecular function: ATP binding; nucleic acid binding. NCBI's taxonomy places the organism in Eukaryota, Rhodophyta, Bangiophyceae, Galdieriales, Galdieriaceae. The transcript is spliced from 4 exons.